Ophidiomyces ophidiicola is the source of this 2151-nucleotide messenger RNA. RefSeq names its product inner nuclear membrane protein enriched at telomere/subtelomere region (gene SRC1). Gene Ontology annotation, molecular function: chromatin binding. The record is from RefSeq and is a predicted model, not a curated record. The coding region runs from base 1 to 2151 and encodes 716 amino acids. Gene Ontology annotation, cellular component: nuclear inner membrane. The transcript has 2 exons. NCBI's taxonomy places the organism in Eukaryota, Fungi, Ascomycota, Eurotiomycetes, Onygenales, Onygenaceae.
AUGUCUACCUACGACAGCGGCGACGAACUCGCCUAUUUGACUCCUGGAUUUGACCUCAAUUCACUGACAGUGCCGCGGCUUCGCUCUAUCCUCGUCACCCAUGAUAUCUCAUACCCUACAUCAGCGAAAAAGGCGCAGCUUGUUACCAUCAUAGAAUCCGAGGUUUUACCGAAGGCCAAACAACUCCUAAGACAACGGGACCGCAUUCAGAGAACAAGCGUGGGAAUUAUAGAUAUGUCAAGCAGCCAGGAAAGCAUCGAAGAGGAUGACAACAGCGCAUCACACCCUCCCCCAGCUACACCUUCAACGAGAAAAGGAAGAUCACGGCCAAGUACCAGAGCGUCUACGGCUGAUAUAGGUGAUACCAUUCCUCCACCAUCAACGGAUCGACGGAGGACUACACGAUAUAGUUCGAAGCAUGCUCGUGCGUCAGAUACCGAAGAAACUGGGGAGGAUAUCAAUGCCGUUGAAGCCACACCGAAAGCCACUGGACGAAAAUUGAGAAAAAGUGAAGCAUACCCAACGCCGCAUGCGUCAGUAGCGCCGAUUAAUGAGACCACCCCCGUUUCCAUCAAACGUGAAAGCCGAGAUGCCAGCGUUUUUUCAGAUGAGAACCCGUUUCAAAGUGGAUCACCAUCAGUCGCGUCAGGUGUCAGAAGUGUAAGUUCGGAAGUGAAGAGAAAGGGCCCCAGACACUCUACACCAGCAGCUCUAUCUACGGAUGAAAGAAGGAGACGUAAGGCGGAAACGCCGCCAUCAAGUGUAUCCAAGCGCGGUGAUCGGGGUUUUGUGGUGCCAACAAGCUCAACGUUCGAAGCACCAAUCACAGGGCUAAAAUCUUUAGGAGCAGAUGGGCUAGAAGACGACGAGUUAGCUGCAGGGGAGGAGUUUAGUCCUGACGAGCAAUUGGCUAUGAUGCAAGCACAAGCCACUCCUCGAAAACCUUCAGUAAAAAGACAACGGCAGAAGCAGGGGGCAGGCAGUCAAUUCAUUUCUUGGUUUGUGAUCGCUUCUCUGAUUUCUGGAGUUGCACUUUGGUGGAGAAAGGAAAAGAUUGAGAUCGGCUAUUGCGGAGUUGGUAAACCGCAUUGGUCGCUUGAAGCCACAAAAGUUCCUGAAUGGGCCAAUGUCUUGGAACCCAAGUGUGAACCAUGUCCUCAACACGCCAUCUGCCGGCCGAGCUUCGAAGCUGUCUGCGAACAAGAUUUUGUUCUCAAACCACACCCAUUGUCUCUUGGGGGCUUGAUUCCCUUGGCAGCAACAUGUGAACCAGAUAGUGACAAGCUACGCCGAGUGAAAGUAGUCACAGACAAGGCUGUCGAUGAGCUGCGCGAACAAAGAGCGAGAUACGAGUGCGGAGAGACAGAAAAAGAUGGCAGUAAGGAAGUCGCCUCUCCUGAGAUGACCUCCGCCGAACUAAAACAACGAGUUAGCAAUUCCAAACGAAAAGGCAUGAGCGAUGAGGAGUUCGAGGAGCUCUGGAGAGGUGCCAUUGGUGAAAUUGCAGGUCGUGAGGAGGUUGUGACGAGUACAAGUCCAACCUCACCUUCAGGUAUCAGAUUCAGUUCAACCUCUCUCGCCAAACUCUCCUUCACCUGCGCCAUCAAGCGCCACCUUCGACUCUCUCUCGUCGCGUAUCGACUCCCUCUUCUCAUUUUAGCCAUAACAUCCUCUUUCUGUAUUUAUAUACGCUCGCGCAUUCUCGCUAAACGUUCUGACACUGCGCGCAUCCCAUCUCUCGUCAGCAUGACUCUCGAUCGUUUGGCAACACAGGCGGCUCUACACGCUCGUGGUGAAGCGCUGGAGCCCUGGAUCUCUAUUGGACAACUUCGUGAUGACGUGCUUCGGGACGAACUCAAGAGGGCUCGACGAGAAACACUCUGGAACGGAGUAAAAAGGAUCGUAGAAGGAAAUGCAAAUGUCCGGGCGUCUGUGCGCGAAGGACGCGGUGGCGAUGUGUCGAGGGUGUGGGAAUGGAUUGGUGGGAUUCGAGCUAUUGCUGGCGGCGACUUUGAAUCUCCAGCGAAUCGACUAGACGGGUCGAAAGUUCGGUUUUCGCUCCCACUGCCUUCGACGCCAGGAGAGGUUGGCAAUGAGACCCCUGGUAGUCGAGGGAUAAAAAAGUGGGAGGAGGGAAGGGCAGUGUAUUAA